AAAGUCAUUUUCAUUCAACGUCAGUCGAGGCAACAACAAGCCACGACUGAAAAAUUAAUAAAACACUUUUUAAUUUAUAAAAAUUUACACCCUCGCGCAAGAAAAACUAGAAAACCCGUGCGAAAUUAUACAAGUUUUCCUUUUUUUAAGUUGCCCCAUCGAUUCAAAGUGGUUAGUGGGCCACUUUACAAGGAAGUAAAAUUUUUGUUUCGACCCCACAGCAAAGUAAAGCACACGCAAUUGGUUGCCCGCAGGACCCCACCCUCACCACGGAGAGCCCCAGGCAACCGGGGCCACAAGCAGCUCGUGCAUCGGGGAAGGACGGCUACGCCGCCCCUUCCGCCAAUAAACGACGCUGGGUCCCACCAUCGACGCUCCGGCUCCGCGAUGCGGCUGCCACGCCUGAGUCUCGUAAUGACCAGGUAUUCCGCAAGGUCCGGGGUAUUCUCAACAAGCUCACUCCAGAGAAAUUCCAAAAGUUGAGCGAUGACUUGCUGCGCGUCGAGCUGCAGUCACCCGUCAUCUUAAAAGGAGUGAUCAUCCUUAUCUUCGAUAAGGCGCUAGAUGAGCCGAAAUACUCGUCGAUGUACGCUCAGCUUUGCAAAAGACUGAGCGAAGAAGCGCCAAAUUUUGAACAAGGCGACGGUAGCAUCAACACCUUCCGCAUCCUCCUGCUGAACAAGUGCAAAGUCGAGUUCGAGAAUCGGGCGGCCGCCGUAGCGCGCAACAGCAAUGGCAUCGCCGAGGGCGGCUCUUAUCUCGACAGAGAAGAGCUGGAGGAGCGGCGUCAAACGGCCAAACGCAAGAUGCUGGGCAACAUUAAGUUCAUCGGAGAGCUCGGCAAAUUGGAGAUACUAUCCGAGAGCAUAUUGCAUAGGUGCAUCAAAGAAUUGUUGGUGCGACGCGGCGACGACCCCUCCGAAGACCUGGAGUGCCUCUGCCAAAUCAUGCGCACGUGCGGUCGCAUCCUCGAUACGGAAAAAGGAAACAACCUCAUGGACCAGUACUUCAAUCGGAUGCGCACGCUGGCAGAAAAUAUGGAUCUGCAGCCCCGGAUAAGGUUCAUGCUGAAAGACAUAAUCGAUUUGAGAAACGACAAAUGGAUGCCGAGAAAGGCCACUGUGGUCGAGGGGCCGGUUCCGAUGGCCCAGAUAAGACCGGCCGAAAACGACAGGUCCGGGUUCAGGAGAGACAGGAACCAUCAGCACGGCGACAGAGACUCUGACCGCAACCAUACCGAUAUGUUGUUUAGGCACCCGAUGAGAACCAGAGGCGGUUUUGAUGAUAUGCUUUCGGGAUUGAAUUUGACAUCGCCGGCGCCGCUUAUACCGGUAGGACCUCCUUUUGGUGGACCUAACGGUUUUGGAGGACGUGAUGGCAGAGACGCCCCCUUUAGAAACGACAGAAGAACUAAUCAGGGCUUCAACAAUGGCAAUUAUGAGGGCAGCAGGCGUGGACAUUACAAACACAACCAGAACAAUUCAGGGUCCAAUUUCAAUAAUCAAUCAGGCAAAGAUCUACCGCCACGUUUCAAACGCAACAAUCUCAUCGUGGCGAAAGAGGAGCUGCAAGAAGUCGAGCUGCGUCCCAACUCGAUGCUGUUCCACAAGGCGUCGGUGCGCAAUCACAACGCUGCCAACGCGCAGCCGCAGCGGCCCGCGCAAGUCGAAGUGCCGUCGUUCGGGGGCGGCAAACAGCCGCCCAGCGCCGUCAAGGAACCGUUGCCAAUGAAACAGCUGGCCCAGGACAAGCCCAAGUCUAAGAAAGACAAGGGCCCCAGUAAAGAAGAAGUAUUCAAAAAAUACAACACAUUACUCGACGAAUAUUGGAAAGGAGAAGUAGAUCUAAAACAAGCAAUCAAUUCCUACAAAGAACACAAAGUACCAGAAAAAUUUGUCAAAGAAGUAAUCCUAUCAGGCCUCUCAUUGGCCUUGGACAAAUCGGACGUCGAGCAAGAAAAACUAAUCAAACUCGUCGGAAAUCUGAAAGAAGACGGCGCAGUCUCGGGCGGCGCAGUCCAAGAAGCCUUCAAAUCUUUGUGUCACGUUUUGGAGCAACGCGAAGCCGAAGCGGAAAAAGUCAUCACGGCUGCUUCCGGUUUAUUGGCGGCCGCGGUUUGCGAACAUUUAGCUCCGCUGUCGGAUAUCGCGAUGCUGACCGACAACGGAGCCCACUAUCCGUUGUUCUUAUUGGUCUUGCAAAGGGUCAAAACGAAGACUGGCAAGUCGGAAUUGAGCGAGAUGUUUAACAAAAGCAAAAUCAAUUUGAUGGCUCAGCUUCCUGAAAGUGACAAGACGAAAGAAAGGCUUUCUGAGAUUUUGGAGGAAAGGGAACUGACAUUUUUGUAUCCUUUGUUGCGUAUCCAGGCUGACAUGGCCAGGCAAUUGGCGGUGGAUCCUAAUCCUCAAACUUUUUACAAGUGGAUCAAGGAGAAUUUGGAAUCGGCCAACUUUAACGAUCCCGGAUUUAUUAACGCCCUGGUCACUGUUUUGAUUAAGUAUAUUACGCAAGAAGCCCAAUUAUCUGCCGGAGACGAAAAAGCAAUGAUUGAAAAAGAACACGCCCUAUUGAAACGUUACCAGCCGAUCCUGCACGCAUUCCUGAGAGACAAAUCGUCCCUUCAACUGGUCGCAGUGUACUCGUUGCAAAUGCACUUUUCCGGACAAAGUUUUCCGCGCGGUCAGCUCCUGAGGUGGUUCAUGGCCAUGUACGAGCUGGAGAUUGUCGACGAGGAGGCUUUUCUGAACUGGAAAGAGGACAUUUCCGACGCUUAUCCGGGCAAAGGACAAGCACUAUUUCAGGUCAACCAAUGGCUAACUUGGCUUCAAGAAGCCGAAUCCGAAGAAGAAGAAGGGGACGACUGAGCGACGACAUUUCCCCCUACCCCCCUGCUGAAGACAACCUCCUGUCAAUAAUAAUAAUUGAAUUUACGUCAAAAAAAAAAAAAAAAAAACACACGUACACAUUUUAUAAUCACGCCAACUAAUUAAGUAACAAUUAUUUUUUUUUGAAAUCGACGAGUCUUGAAAUAGAAGUUUGAAUAAUCGUUCCAUCAUCUCUUGCUCGACUCAAUAAUUUUUGUUUAUCUUAAAUAAGCUUAUAUAGGGAAAUUUGCAUAUUUUUUACUUUUUCUUAUAGAGUCAAACCAAUAUCUCAUUAUUCUAGUUUAGGUAAUAAAUUUUCUAUUUUUCUUGUUUUUGUUUGGUUGCCUGUCGUGAUUGGGCAGCUUUUGGGCGUUAAGUCAAUAAUUCUAAUUAGUUAAAACUUUCAUUCAAUUAAGUUAAAAUAAUAUUGUCCGGUUUGAGUGUGAAGUUUUGCUCCGACAACUACAUAGGUUUGAAGCAAAACUUCUAGUUUAUACUUUUGCAUGUAAUUUUUUUUUCUUGUCUUGGACUGUCUGUAUCUCUGUAGACGAUUUCUGAUUUAACUGUAACUUAGUAUAUAGACUCAAAAAAAAUAAUAAAAAAUAAAAAAAAUUUCAUUGUACUGUCAAAUUUGUGUUAAAAAAAUAAAUAAUUAAAUAAAUGGCGUCGAUGUCGUCUCUUUCGUUGUCGGCGUCACAAUUUCACAAUUUUUGUUUAAUUUGAAUCUGCAA
Ceutorhynchus assimilis (cabbage seed weevil) is the source of this 3595-nucleotide messenger RNA. NCBI's taxonomy places the organism in Eukaryota, Metazoa, Arthropoda, Insecta, Coleoptera, Curculionidae. The record is from the annotation of a GenBank genome assembly.